Messenger RNA from Theobroma cacao (cacao), 807 nucleotides. Lineage: Eukaryota; Viridiplantae; Streptophyta; Magnoliopsida; Malvales; Malvaceae. The record is from RefSeq and is a predicted model, not a curated record.
AUGGAAAACAUUGGCUUCCUCCUCCCUCUUAUGAUAUUUGUGGUGGUGUUGUGCAACUCUGCCACUACUUUUUUAGCAGAAUCACCCAACAACACAAUUGACCAAUUGGCUCUUCUUACACUAAAAGCCCAUGUCACUCAUGACCCUUAUAACCUGUUGGCAACCGAUUGGAAUAGUGCUACCUCUGUUUGCAGCUGGAUUGGUGUCACUUGCGGAUCCAAUCAUCAAAGAGUCAUCACUCUUGAUCUUACUAAUAUGAGUCUUAUAGGCACCAUCCCACCUCACUUGGGAAAUUUAUCCUUUCUUUCUCAUCUUAACAUCCGAUUUAAUCAUUUUCAUGGCUCAUUGCCCAUGGAGUUGGCUAAUCUGUCUUCGUUGGAAUAUAUAAACUUUGGUCACAAUAACUUUAGUGGGGAAAUCCCAUUAUGGUUUGAUUCCUUCACUCAACUUCAGAGAUUGCUUUUGUACAAUAACUGCUUCUCUGAUGUUAUCCCAUCUUCUUUGGGCUCUUUGUCAAACCUUGAGGAGUUGAUCUUGUCUUACAAUGAUUUGAAAGGCCAAAUUCCUACAGCAAUUGGAAAUCUUUCCAAUUUGAAAUGGUUAUAUUUGGACAAUAAUCAGCUUUCAGAUUGGGAUUUUUGUUUUCUUGUUGCUUUUGCUUGUGUUUCUGCCUUUACGGGUAUCCUGGAGUUGCUUGUGUUGCUCUUUGUUGAUAGGAGAUGGUUCCAUUUUGACUGGGUUUUUGCAGGAAGGUGGCUUUGCUGCUCUGAUUUUUGGGAUGUUUUUCAUCUUCUUGUUGUGUUAUGA